Messenger RNA from Pseudonaja textilis, 7732 nucleotides. Lineage: Eukaryota; Metazoa; Chordata; Lepidosauria; Squamata; Elapidae. The record is from RefSeq and is a predicted model, not a curated record.
UGGCCGUUUAGUCGGUGCUUAGACGCCGAGGCUGCCACAUCGGGCCUUGGACAAAUUAUAAAGCCGGGGGAGAGGGUUAGCGUAAUCUGCCUCCAUCCUUCGCCUUGGACUCCCUUCCGCCCCCGGGAAGCUCGUAUCCGGAAAGAGCGGACCGAGCCCGAUCCGACGAGGCACGUUUCGCGGGGAGCCAGGAGGAACCAUCGUACUCAAUGACCUUACAGCGCAAUGUCAGAUCGUUUGGGGCAAACAGCAAAGGGGAAGGAUGGAAAAAAGUAUUCGUCGCUCAACCUGUUUGAUACGUACAAGGGCAAGUCCUUAGAGAUCCAGAAACCCACAGUAACCCCCCGCCAUGGCUUGCAGAGUCUCGGUAAGGUUGCCAUUGCCCGACGCAUGCCACCCCCUGCAAACCUGCCAAGCUUAAAAGCAGAGAACAAAGGCAAUGACCCCAACGUCUCACUAGUGCCGAAAGACGGGACAGGAUGGGCAAGCAAGCAGGAACAGCCAGACCCAAAGAGUACCGAUGCCUCGACAACUCAGCCGCCGGAAUCGCAGUCACCGCCGGCUACACAGACGUCUGCCUCAAACCAACCGAAACGACCCCCAACAGCCCCCGAGAAUCCCCCUACAGUAGCAAGCGGGGUAAAGUCCUGGGCACAGGCCAGCGUUACCCAUGGAGCACAAGGAGAUGGUGGAAAGGGAUCAAGCCUACUGUCGCGAUUCUCUCGCGAGGAAUUUCCGACCCUGCAGGCGGCUGGCGACCAGGACAAAGCUGGCAAAGAAAAGGACACUACCGAUGCGUCGUAUGGGCCCGGACCAAACCUCCGCCCCCAGAACGCAACCAGCUGGCGGGAUGGAGGUGGGCGGGGCACCGAUGGGGAGCUGGUGCCUGAGGAUGGACGGGCUGGUGUCAGCAUGCAGCCCAGCAUCCCGCCUCAAUUCCCUCCCUAUCGGGGGAUGAUGCCGCCAUUUAUGUAUCCCCCAUAUCUCCCGUUCCCACCUCCGUAUGGGCCACAGGGACCUUACCGCUACCCCACAGCAGAGGCACAGAGGUUCCAGCGGCUCCCUGGGCCUCGCCCCGCACAACCUCAGUUGCGCACCUCGGAACCUGUAAGCCGUCCUCCCGUCCUCAAGCAGGACGACCUGAAAGAAUUUGAUGAGUUGGACCAGGAAAAUGAUGAUGGCUGGGCAGGAGCCCACGAAGAAGUGGACUACACUGAAAAGCUAAAAUUCAGUGAUGAAGAAGACGGGAAAGAGUCCGAUGAAGAUAUUACCGAAACCCGUAAUGAUGAAACUUCUGGUCCCGAAAGCCAGUCCUCAGGCACUGAGACAAAGAAGGCUGGAACUCCCAAAGAGGAACAAUCUCUUGUGAAAACAGCCUGGACUGAAAACACGCGUCCCCCAGAGGGCGCCAAAGACGUGCCGCCACCUUCCCCGGCCAUCCGCCCGCCACCGCCUCCACCACCUCCACCUCCAAACAGGGGCAACUGGGGGCAGCCCAACGAUUUCCCGGACCGCUCACUGCGGCCACUUCCUCCUGAGGAUGAGGAUGAAGCUUGGCGCCAGCGCCGAAAGCAAUCCUCGUCGGAGAUUUCUGCUGCGGUGGAGCGGGCCCGACGUCGGAGGGAGGAGGAGGAGCGGCGCAUGCAAGAGGAACGGCGAGCCGCCUGCGCCGAGAAGCUCAAGCGACUGGACGAGAAAUUUGGCGCCCCCGAUAAGCGUCUGAAGCCGGAACCUCCCAAAGAGCCCCCUGCUCCUCCUCCCCCUCCCACCCCAGUGCCCCCCAAUCCAUUGGCUGCCCCGGGCUCCCCAGAAGAAAAAAAAGAGGAGCUGGUUUUGGCUAACAAACCUCACAACGCGGCUGCCAGUGUCAGUGGUGGCAGUGUCAGCGGCAACAGCAGCAAUGGGAGCAGUUUGGAUUCAACCACUCUUGUCGCUGAACCCCCUCUGCCUCCGCCCCCUCCUCCCAAGGAAAUCCCAGAAGUGAGGGAAGAGCAACCAGCCUUGCCUGGACCCGUCCUUCCAGCGGUGCCCAUCUCUGCCAAGGUGGAGCCCAAGGGAGAAAUGGUUCUCCCAACUCGCCAGCCCAUUCCGGCUCAGACCCUUGGCUAUUCCAAAUAUCAGAAGUCCUUACCACCUCGAUUCCAGCGGCAACAGCAGGAGCAAUUGCUGAAACAGCAGCAGCAGUGGCAGCAGCAGCAGCAGCAACAGCAACAAAGCCAGGUCCAGCCUCCAUUGUCUUCCUCUACCCAGCAACAGGCAGCAGGUGUUCCUCUGGCCCCUCUGGGCCCCUCGGGCAACGUCCAUCCUCAGGCGGGGCCACCUGGACAGCAGCAGCCCUCGGCACCCCCUCAGGCACAGCAGGCUCCACCCAAAGGCAUCUAUCCAGGCUCCAUUGGGCGGCCUCCGCCAAUGCCUCAGAUAAACUUUGAUCCUCGCUGGAUGAUGAUCCCGCCUUACAUGGACCCACGCAUAAUGCAGGGCCGGCCCCCUAUGGAUUUUUAUCCUCCUGGUGUACACCCCUCUGGUCUUCUACCCCGUGAGCGAUCAGACAGCGGAGGCUCCAACUCAGAGCAGUUUGACCGCCAUCCUCCCAUCCUUCGAGAGCGUGGCACCCCACCUGUUGAUCCCAAGCUAGCCUGGCCUGGAGAUGUCUUCACCAAUGCCCCUUCUAGUGUUGACUCACGGCCUCCAACAGCAUCUCUUCGGCAGCAGGAGGAAGAGGAGAAAGGCUUAAGGAGCGAGACCCCACCUGUUCGCCUCCGUGAUGCUGUCACCCCUCAGCCAUACAUGGGGAACUACCAGGGUUUCUCAGAAAACGGCAACCCUGCACCGUUGCAUCGUUUCCCAAUGGAUGAGCCCCCACGGCCAGGAGGGCCCUGGCAAGCUAGCAUGCCUCUGGCAGCACCAGCGGAAGUGAACAGAAAUGGACGACCAGAGCCCCAAAUCCAAACAUCUCGCAAAAGUGAAGAGGAACCACAGUUGCUCCAUCGUGACCUCCCGGAAGAGGUCAAAUCAGUGGAGCCUCUGGUCAUUCGUCCAGUAGUAGCUAAAAAGCCUCCCCCCGAACAGCCCAAAGAGGAAAUCCCAGUUAAAGAGGAGAUAAUACGGCGGGUGGAAAAGCCACCGCGGCAGCAGCAUGAAUUCCAUAAGCAGCCACGGCGUGAGUCCAAAACUGAGACGCGUUGGGGUCCUCGUCCUGGCAGUAGCCGUAAAAUUGAAGACCUUUCUGGAGACAAGAUUCCACGCCGAGCUGGACCCAUUAAGAAACCGCCGCCCCCUAAGGAGAUAAAAGAUGAAGCUGACGAUCUGCGUGCUGGAGGAAAGGCCAAGGAGAGUGGAGAGGCACCGAGUAGUAAGCCCGAACUACCGAAAGAGCCUCCAAAACCAGGCAAGGAAAACAAAUCCAAGCCAGUGGUCAAUGGUGGAACAGUAAUGCCACCCAAAGAGCAGCAGCAGCAGCAGCAGCAUCAACAAGGCAACCUGUCGCCAAGCCGCCGGCGGCGAGAAGGACCUUACGAGCGUGGGGGCUAUGCUGGCCGUGGCCGGGCAAGGGGGCGAGGAGAGUAUUUUGCCCGAGGACGGGGCUUCCGAGGUGCUUACAGUGGGCGUGGCCGAGGCGGCCGGGGAAGAAGCCGAGAGUUCCGUAGCUACCGUGAGCCUUUCUAUCGGCUUGAUGAUGGCCCUGGUAAAACUACGGGGCCUGGCUCCAAUUUCCGUCCUCGCAACACCAGCGAGACACGGAGUGAAGGCUCCGAGUACGAAGAGAUCCCGAAACGGCGACGUCAGCGGGGGUCUGAGACAGGAAGCGAGACCCACGAGAGUGCCAGUGAUGUGGCCCACUCGGACAAGGAGAUGACCAAAGAGCCAGCCCCUAGCCAGCGCAACCGAGGCCCACCAAUGACUCAUACAGGAGCACCCCCUUCCCAGCACCCUGGCUUGCCUCGAUUUGCUGACAAGAUGCCCCCACGCCUCUCGGAUCCAGGAGCCCGUAGUGGCCGUGUCUUCACUCCCCGGGGUGUACCCUCCCGUCGUGGCCGAGGAGGUGGCCGUGCUCCCCCUGGCGGGUGGAGCCCUCCAUCUAAGCCCCAACCCAAUAAGAAACCCGAAAAGCAACAAGAAGCGGUUCUGGAAUCUUCAGUGAAGGAAAAGGCACCGCCGGGACCUCCCCCCGUGGCCCCAGAGGAUACCGGUGGUUUUCAAGCGCCCCCUAAGCAGCCUCCCCUUGGCCCCAACUCUGAUCGUGGCUUUGACCGACCACCUCGGCGACGGCGCCAUGGUCGUUCUCAGCAACAGGACAAGCCACCUCGAUUCCGGAGGCUGAAACAGGAGCGGGAGAACGCCGCCCGACUCAACGGUGAACAGAGGGUGGUAGGCCAGCCUUUCUCCCCGGCGCCUUCUGUUCCCGUCCCAGAGGAAUCAACUGCCCGUAGAGUGGCUGGCACAAAGUCUCCGGAUUUGUCCAACCAGAACUCUGACCAGGCAAAUGAGGAGUGGGAGACGGCUUCGGAGAGCAGUGACUUCACAGAGCGCCGCGGCGGUGGGGAGAAAGAGCCGGCGCCAGGCGGACCUCCCCCCACUGCCUUCCUGAAGGGGGGUUGCUCCGGCGUGCCUUCCGUCGGGGGGCGUCCCUCUAACAACGAGCUCAGUUUAGCCCAGAAGAAAGAAAUGUCCAAGCGCAGCUUCUCCAGCCAACGGCCUGGCAUGGACCGACAGAACCGGCGCUCCAACCCUGGCUCGGGGGGAGGAGGCAAAGCUGGCCGUGGAGGGAGCAGCGGCGGUCGCAGCGGAGGGGAUAAAAGAAGCUGGCCCUCUCCCAAGAAUCGCAGCCGAAACACAGACGAUCACUCUCCCGGCCUGAGCCUCCCUCCUGCUCCUACUACCAGUACAGUGUAUCGUUUGGAUCGCGUCAUUCACAGUGACCCAGCUGGCAUCCAGCAGGCUCUAGCUGAACUGGGCAGCCGCCACACAAAGCCCAGCUCCCCUGGCCCGGCUCAGCCGUCCUUCCUCGGAUCUGGAAGUGGGAACCCUUCGGGCCUCCCGUUGGGGUGCUUUGAGAAUAGGAGUGGCAGCACUACAGAUUCCUGCUUCCUGGACAAGAACCAGCUUCUCCGUUCCGGCAGUGCUCCUCUGAAGGAAUCUGGCGCAGUAAGUGGCUUUGGUGCAAAACGCCGAGAACGGCCUCGCAAGCAAGAUCUUCUGCAGCAGGAGCCCCUGAGCUUUCCCAGUGGGCCAAGUUUUGUACCCUCCAAAGAAGAGACACCAGGAGAGCCUCACAGCAGGAGUGUGCCAGUGUCAGAAGGGCUAGCCCCACAGAUCUGGAACCGUCUGAAUUCUAACUCUUCUCGGAAAAGCUACCGUCCUGCCUCUGUGGAACCAUGGAUUGACCCACUGAAUGCCUUUGAAGAGGUUGCAAGUACAGAGAUGAGCCUGUCUGACAGCGGCGUGGACCUUAGCAGUGACUCCCAGGUCUCCUCGGCCACCUGUAGCCAACGCAGCUCUCCCGAUGGGGGUCUGAAAGCCACCCCGGAUGCUGCCACCAAGCGGGGUGGAGCCCUUGGCAAGAGUAAGGAUGAUCCCUUGGCCCCCGAUCCAGAAGCAACGGACGCUAAGGAACAAAGGAGGAGGCCCCCACCACCUAGAGACUCCAGUUUGCUCAAGGACAAGAAGCGCUCCCAGCGAGCCGAGAAGGCCAAGGAGAGCACGGAAGGGCUGGCCGUGCUGAAGCCUGAACAGGGCCCUCAACUGGACUCCCCGGGAGCCUGCCCGCCCAUCCAGUUUGGUGCCAGCGAUAAGGACGCCGACCUUCGCUUCAUUGUGAACGAAGUCCCCAAAGCAGGUGAAGAGCUGCACCAGGCACUCACCGAAGGGCUGGCCUCUGCUCCCAGGGAGUGGGAGCUGCUUCCUCCAGCCCCUCCCGGCCACAGGGCAUCCCCCGAGAUGCCUCCCAGUCGGUCCUUUGAGCCCCGAUCUUUCCCGGGAGCUCCAGCCGCCGCCGCCUCUUCCUGUUUGCAUAGCUUCCCAGCAGACGCUCCCAUGUUCUCAGGUGAGAGGGGCCAGGGGCCGCGGCUGUACCCGGAGCUGUUUUAUGGGAACCAGGUCCCCAACGCCCAGCUCGAGUCUCAGCUCCACAGCGCAAGUGGUGGCAGCAACUACCGUACGAACGCCCCUUCGGUGCACUCAUACAGGUCCCAGCACCUGUACCUCCAGCCCAGCCCGGCCCCUGCUUCUCCAGCUCAGACAGCAGCGGGCACAGUGCUUCCGAGUUCAGCCUUGCUCUCGGGGAUGGCCUUGAAAGGGCAGUAUGUGGAAAUAGCCGCUCUGCAGGCAGCCGACCUGCCCAAGCUUCCGGCUACGGGCUUGCUCUACCAGGCACCGCCUCCCUCCUUCAUCUACAGCUCAGCCUUCUGUGGAAGCCAGUUGGCUCCUGAACAGGCCUUGCUUCAGGUGCGUCAGGAGCUCGCCUCUCCUUCCGAGUUCUACCCAGCCACACUGGGCCAAGGCAGCCAGAGCAAUUUCCUGACGGCCACAGGACCUGCCCAACAGGUGCUCUUGCCGGUGGUGGAGCCACCCCAGUUGCCACCCGUGGUGAACUUUGGCUCUUUGCAACAAGCACCCCCAGCUGCCUCCGCCCCGCCGCCACCCCCACAGCCCCCUCCUCCAAUGCCUCUGGUUCCUGUGGCUGCCCAGGCACUCCGGGCCCCAGGACAGCUGGCUGGGAGACUGGUGUCUCCUGCCAUCCGAGCCUUUCCUCCCGGCGGAGUGGGACGGAACGAGCUUCAUGCUCUGGAAAUGAAACCCAUGCCAGAUUACCGGAAACUCAAUGGUCUGGGGUCUGUAGGUGCCCGGCCCCCUUCUGGGAACAGGCCUUUCUCCGGAGGCUUCAGUGCCAGGCUCAAAUCUCCCGGGUCCGGCUACGGUGGCCUCUUUCGUGCCCAGCGCUUUGAGGUCUACCAGCAGUCCGACGUCCUUCGGUGGAACCCCCGCUGCUGGGAACGGGCCCCUCAACCCCGGGACGGAGCCCCUGCCCGCCGCCUUGAGACGGACACUCGGUCCCACGCCGACAAGCAAGACCCCAAUCUCUCCGGACACCACUAGCCCAGAAUACUCCUCCCUCCCUUUUGGAUUUGGUUUUUGACAUCCUUUCCUCAGAAUGAUUUUUUUUGGGAGGGGGGGGGGAGCUCUUUGCCGGGGCUCAUCCCUCCUCUCCGGUUGAUGUAUCCUAAAGAUGGGGUGUCUCCUUAAUUCCUUUUCUGUUUCUGUGGGGAGGGGGCAGACUGAAUUUGUCCCCUCUGUUAGGGGUGUUUUAGACUCUUAGUGGGAUACUCGGAGUGUAAUUUGGGGGGGCAAGGAUCAGGAUUUGGGGAGGCUCCCAGCUGAAUGUAUUUUUGCUUAUUUCCUUUGGUUUCACCUGAGUUUAUAUUUUUCUGGGAGGGGCUGCGUUGCCUCUUGAUCCCCAGAGACGGGAGGGGGUGGAGCUGCUCUUAAGUGUGGAGUGUAAAUAUAUAUAAAUAUGAACAUGUGAGGUCUUGCCUCUCCCCUCUUCUAUUUAUGGGAGUAGGGGGAGGCGUGCCUGGGAGCCUGCCUCCUCUCCUGUCUGUCUGCUCCCCUGAGUUUGAAAUAGGAAGCGUUGAGUUUUUAAAAGGUGGUCGAGCUGGUUUGUUUAAUAAAUAAAACCAAAAAAAAAAAAAGUUGUUUAAAAAAAAACCAAUAAAAUAAAAAGAUCAAUCUGUUG